AUGAUCCUUCUGACGCUGCUCAUCAGGCCUAUCAGCCCAGCAGAACCGUCAGAACCAUCUCAGAUACCCGGCCUGAUCGUCAUCUGCGGCCCACCGGACUUUCCACGGGUCAAUGUGUUCCCGAUCUAUGUUGUAUCGCGUCUGGCCAGCAGUGCAACAGAUUCAUUCUAUUCGGAGUAG
Aspergillus nidulans FGSC A4 is the source of this 180-nucleotide messenger RNA. RefSeq lists its product as uncharacterized. Lineage: Eukaryota; Fungi; Ascomycota; Eurotiomycetes; Eurotiales; Aspergillaceae. The coding region runs from base 1 to 180 and encodes 59 amino acids. The record is from RefSeq and is a predicted model, not a curated record. The transcript is spliced from 2 exons.